Messenger RNA from Durusdinium trenchii, 1877 nucleotides. Lineage: Eukaryota; Dinophyceae; Suessiales; Symbiodiniaceae. The record is from the annotation of a GenBank genome assembly.
GGGGCAUUCCGGGGCAUUCCCAUUCUUUUUUGGCUUUGGGGGCACCGUAUGACGUCAUGAAAUUCCUCACCGGCGAUGACACUGGCCUCAUCAAAGUCAUUCACGUGGAGAAGCAGAAGGUGGAACGCUUGGGCGAUCGCCGAAGGGGCGAAGCGGUGCAGCGACUUUGCUGGGCUGGGCCAAACUACUCAGAGGAUGCUGUGGCCGUGGCCUAUGCCUCCGGCGCUUUGGAGCUGAGGGAUGCCGCAGGGCGUGUGGUGAGCAACGCCUCAACUGCCCCGGAUGUAAGGUGCUUGCAGGCCUCUGAUGCCGGUCUCUUGACUGUCUCCAGCGAUGGGACCGCCAGCCUUGUUGCUGCGUGGGGCAAGGAGAGUUCCUUCUCGGAGCAAUCCUAUAGUGGAAGCGCUGAGGCAACCCUGGAGCAAUUUCAGUUGCAGGCGCCCGUGGCACAUGCUGCCGUUGAUCCAAGCAGGCCAUCGCGGUUCGCAUUUGGUGGCUUGGAAAAUGAUGUCAAGAUCUACGAUCUCGAAAGAAAGGAGGUUGUUUGGACCGCCAAGAAUGUCAGAGAGGACUCACUGUGCCUUCGUGUGCCGGUCAAAGUGAGCACGCUCGGAUGGGCAACAAAGAUGUGCCCGUCAAGAUCUUUGAUCACGUGUACCACGACUGAUGGCAAAGUGCGGAUUUACGAUGCGAAUUCUCAGCGGAGGCCGCUCUUCGAGCUGCUCAUCGGCUAUUUGGUCGGAAGCGGUACCGGUGGCUACACUGGAACUAUGGAUGACACGAAAAGGCCCCAACUCUGCAGCAAGGUGGCACAGGUGCGAGGAGACCAGUGGGCCUUGCUGACGGCAGAUACGAUGGGGAUCAUCCGCGAGUAUGAUUUGCGGAACUUGCCCAAGAGCGAAGCUGCUUCGGUGCCACCAGGCCGCAAGGCUCACCUGAAGCUGGCCAACAAGGAGCUGCCGUUCCGACGCGGCUAUAAGGGGACUAUGGGUGCGAUCCGCGAUCUCGAUGUGCAUUGCAGUGGGAAGGCUCUAGCUGCGGUGGGUCUUGGCCGUUUCGCCUAUGUCUUCCCUACUGCGGGCAAGCAGAUGCUUACAAAGGUCUACCUGAAGCAAAAGCUGAACUGUGUCUUGAUGUCAAGUGAGGCAAUGAUAGAGGCAAAGAAGGAGGACUCCAAGCAGGAGGAGGGAGAGGAGGAGCAGGGAGAAGAUGAUGAGGUGGUAGAUGUGCAAGACGACGCGCCAGCAGAGACAGUGGCCGACGAAGUUGAAGAAGGAUUUUCUGACGAUGGUGCAGAGGAGAUGGAUGGUGAGGAGUCGUCCAAAGGACCACCAUGCCGUGGAUGGGGGGUGGCUAACUGAUGGAUAAGGGUUUGGACAAAGUGGAAUGCUUUCCGAGAAUUGGCACGUUAAAAAGAAGUAUGCUGAGGUGCCAGUUUGAAUCCGAUGGAAAUCAGUCUUUGUCAGCUGGUCACGGCUCUGGUGAUAUUAUGUAAUAUUGCUGCAGACAAGUGCGGAGGCAACCACACCCAUUUGCAUGCCUUUAGAUUUGCACCUAGAAGCUUCAGCAUCAAAGGACACACAUGGGAGAGUCAAACGGCUCCAGGUGCAACAAAACCAGCUAUUUCAGCCACACUUUCCUAGCAAAAAACAAGAGACCUACGCAGGCUGCCUCUCUGCGGCCAUGACCAAGUAUGUAUAAACACAUGCUUUUUCGGAACACUCAGCGGCGGUGGAAUGUUCAGAUUCAAACGUUGCAAUGGGACACGCUCCCCAUUUGCUGUAUUUGUAAACUUCCAGGACGAAAGAAGAAACGAAGGAAAUCAUUCUCAAGGACUGCCUGUUGUGUUAAUCAUGAUUUAUAAUCAUCGAAUUCAA